AUGAAGAGAAACAAUCAUGAAGGUGAAAUACCUGCUGAGCUGGGUUCAUCGAGAAAUCUCCUUGACUUGUAUCUUUCUAAAAACCAGUUCAAAGGAACAAUACCACAUUCACUGGGGAAUUUAGCUGAUUUACGCAUCCUUAGUCUAUCUGACAACUUUCUUGAAGGGAACAUUCCUGAAGAACUUGGAAUAUUAUCCAAUUUGGAGUUUCUUAAGCUGUCUUCUAACAAAUUGUCUGGUGUAGUACACAUGCAGUUUUUCAAAAUCUCAUCAAUUCAGUAUCUUAAUCUUGCCUCCAACUAUUUAAAUGGAUCUUUCCCCUCAGAUGUUGGUCUGAACUGUUCAAGACUUCAUAAUUCUGCUGUUGCAGAAAACCAGUUUUUUGGAUCCAUGCCAGUAUCCAUUACCAAUGCUUCAGGAAUUGUGAUUUUGGACAUUGGUGCAAAUGCUUUAUCAGGAGUUGUACCCAUGAAUUUGGGAAAUCUUAUUAAACAUUUGCAAAGGUUAGACUUUUCAAAGAAUCCACUUGGAAGUGCUGAUAGCACUGGCUUAAGCUUUCUGACUUCCUUGACUAAUUGCACUAAUCUGAGAAAUCUGCAUUUGAAUGCUAACAAUCAUGGAGGUGCUUUGCCCAAUUCUGUUGCAAAUCUAAUAGAAUUACUGGUGCAAUACUUGAAGAACUUACGGGCCUUCAAUCAUUCACUCUCAGUCUUUCUGAACUUAGCUCAGAACUGUCUCAGUGGACUUUUACCAACAGGGGUGGGUAACUUGAUAAAUCUUGGGAGAUUGGAUGUUUCAAACAAUAGAUUGUCUGGAGAGCUUCCAUCCUCCCUUGGCUUUUGUGAAGUUUUGGAGUUUCUGAGUCUGCAGGGCAACCUUUUUAAAGGCCCAAUUCCAUCAUCAUUGCAUCUAUUGAGAGGAAUUCAACUUCAAGAUCUUUCUAGAAAUUCUCUCUCUGGUAACAUUCCUGUGAGUCUUGCACUGUUUCGCUUGAUACAGUUUCUGAAUCCUUCUUAUGAUAUGUUGGAAGGAGAAGUGCCAAACGAAGGUCUUUUUAUGAACUCUACAAUGUUUUCCAUUGCUGGAAGUGAAAAGCCAUAUGGAAGUUUAGAGUCCGCAAAUAGCAAGUUUAACUUGAUUGGAGUUUUGAUCUUCACGUUUGAUGGUUUCCUUGUUUCUUUUCUCCUAGCAUACCUAACUGCUUUCUGCUGCUCCACAAGAAAGAGCAGAAUUUCUAGUACAUCUUCAGACUCUCCUCUGGGAGAUCAAUAUCUUAAACUUUCUUAUACAGAACUUCAUCAAGCUGCUGAUGGCUUUUUCCAACCAAUUUAA
Messenger RNA from Coffea eugenioides, 1332 nucleotides. RefSeq names its product probable LRR receptor-like serine/threonine-protein kinase At3g47570. Lineage: Eukaryota; Viridiplantae; Streptophyta; Magnoliopsida; Gentianales; Rubiaceae. Bases 1 to 1332 code for a protein of 443 amino acids. Gene Ontology annotation, molecular function: protein binding. The record is from RefSeq and is a predicted model, not a curated record. The transcript has 2 exons.